Lentinula edodes (shiitake mushroom) is the source of this 1261-nucleotide messenger RNA. Its product is annotated as DUF2407 ubiquitin-like domain-containing protein. Gene Ontology annotation, biological process: protein processing. Gene Ontology annotation, cellular component: endoplasmic reticulum; Dsc E3 ubiquitin ligase complex. The record is from RefSeq and is a predicted model, not a curated record. Gene Ontology annotation, molecular function: protein binding. The transcript has 6 exons. Lineage: Eukaryota; Fungi; Basidiomycota; Agaricomycetes; Agaricales; Omphalotaceae. Bases 23 to 883 code for a protein of 286 amino acids.
AACACCCUUGUAGCACAUACCCAUGAUGCUCAGUGAAAAGGCGAAAGGCAAACAGAAAGCCGCUGACCCUCCUACAGGAGUAGCCUCGACCUCAAACAUUGCUACAUCUCCAAAAGACAUAAGAAGAUUCAUCGUCCGCUUCACAGAGGAUGCACCUGAUUUGGAAUUAGCUGUUACUGAACAGGACACUAUUCGAGAUGUCAAGAGAUAUAUUCGGGAUCAAAGACCAGAAUUCAAAGACCGAAGAUUGCGGCUCAUAUACUCAGGAAGACUGCUAACCGAUGGCACGUUGGUUUUCUCAUGGCUCAAGCCUCCGGACGAGCGUCAAGUGGGAGUGGAUAGUCCACAUGUCGCAUGGCUGCAUUGUUCGGUGGGGCAAGAACUAGAGCCGAAUGAAUUAGAGAACGACGAGAGUAAAGAACAAAUCUCUCAAAUCCAGCCUGCGAGGGGAUUCGAUAGGCUUGCCUCCUUGGGCUUCUCGGAAGAAGAUAUUGCGGGAAUUCGACGUCAGUUUCACAGUCAAUCGACUUCCAACUUUCUAGACGACCGAGACUUCGACUUGGAUGAAGACUAUGACGAGCAUGCUCGUGCGCUCGAAGAGCAGUGGAUAGACAACUUGGACAAUAACGAUGUUUCCUUAUCUAAUUCCUCCAAUUCCAACUCUCCAGCAAUGAUUGGCAUCAUUAUUGGCUUUUUCUUCCCAUUCAUACCUGCAUUCAUCAAUGGCAAUAAACCUGCGCAACCAAUAUUUUGGGAAGAUGGGAUCGAGCACCGACCCACUGAAAGUAUGGUGUUUCCGCGGACGAUACAGUUUGGGCUGGUAGCAGGUUUUUUGGCCAAUGUGCUGUUCGGAAUGUGGCGCUUUUUACUGGACACUUCCUGAUAUGAACCAAUUGGUGGUAUAGGAUAGUGCAAUUAUACCGGCUACAUGGGUCUGAUUCUAGACCCGAACCAGUAGCUUCGGUGUCGACACUUUGAAGACCGAGUAGUGACUGGUUCGAGUCUAAGUUUAUCCCUGAACAAUUGCUGAACUAUGUACAUACACUGCCCACAUCCUCUACUUAGAUCACAGUAAUGGAAAACACAUUUCUAUUGUGGGGGUUGACUCCUAAUAUCACUCUUGAUGGGAAAAACCUUGUGAAAAGUGCAUGGUCAGGUCCUCCUUGUAAUGCAUACAGUCACCCAGUAUUCAUCUCAGAUGGAACGAAUAUUUCAACCUCAUAUGCCAAGACAUCGAGUACCUAGCAGUUGUCGAAGAUGU